CCGCUGGAGCUGGCGCUGUGCGUGGGGCUGCGGCUGGCCACGGUCCGAGGUCUGUCCAACUAUGACAGCCGUGUGCGCCAAGGAGAGCCGCUGGAGCCGAGAAACUACGUGCUGCGUUCGCCGCCGGCGACCAUCGGAGCGGCCUGGCAGCACGGCGGCCAGCCCCUCUCCUCCAACGGCACCAUCAGUGCCUGCAAUUGCAAGAUUCAUUGCCUAUCGGACCCGCUGUGCUUCAGUUACCAGUACAACAGCGCGACCGGCUGCGUAACCUUCGCGUCAAGAGGCGCUCCGGUCUAUCUUUCCAGCGCUGUGACCACAGGAAACGACCUGCAGUACAGAGAUGGCAUGGCACGACUCGGCGACUUCUGCAAGAUAAAGGAUGAGUGCACGUUCGUCGUAGAUGAUUCCGAGUGCAGGAGUGGUGUCUGUGCCUGCCGCGACGGCCUGCAAGAAGUCGGCGGGGCAUGCACAGAAGAAGUAACAACUGAUGGAGCAGGAGGGGGCGCCGCGGCAGGAUCGGCUGGCACAACGAUGACCAGCUCUGGGGGCUCAAAGGGCUUGUCUGAAUCUGGGCUGACAUCCAUCUCUGUUACGCCUGCCAUGGGAGCUGAAUCAGGUGACACAUCUGGCACCGAACAGUCGUCCAAUGCUGCUUCCUCUUCCAGUGGUCAAGCAGGUACCACCUCUGGUUAUGGACAGACAACCAAUUCGGCCUCAUCCGCCUCCGGUACUAGUGAACCUGGUGCCGCAUCUAAUUCUGGACAGGGGACAACUUCUGGUCCAUCUGCCGGUGAUGGAGCAACUGCUACGUCCAGCUCUGGACUGACGAAUGUUGCCUCAUCUUCCAUCAGCGAAGCCGAUGCCUCAUCGACAUUUGAUCCGAGAACGACUUCUGCUUCAUCUGUUGGUGGAGCUGACUCCACGUCCCGUCCUGGGCUGACGUCUUCUGACGCUUCAUCUAGCGCUGGCAGCGAAGCGUCAUCUGCAGCAGGUGGUGCAGCUGAAACUACACGUGAUCGUGGGCUUGCGACGUCUUCGGCUUCGCCUGUCAUUGGUGGAGCAGAUACCACAUCUGAUCCAGGGCUGGCAUCGACUCGCUCUACAUCUGGCUUAGAUGCUGUCGGAAACGCUGGUUCCUCAGGGUUUGUGGUCGUCGGUCUCUUCAUGCCAGCUGGGCCUGUCUUCAACAACCCUUCUCAGAUGUACUGCAAGCGUCUUCUCGAUCCCAACACCGGAGAGCAAGUUGUUCUUAACGGGAGAAAGCAACUGAAGAACCUUAACAGCGAUGGACAAAUGCACCAGUGUCCUUCGAACCCGCCGUCGGAGGUGAUAACGGCUAUCUACUCAUCCCGGGAGAACACGUUUCACGUGGACGCACUUCUCUGCGUGGACGUUGGAUGGAGCCUAGGCACCUGUCGCAACGAGGUCCCGGGAACCGCACUCGUGCCCGGCGUCAGUGGGCCCUGCAGCAGACCAGACCACGUCAUGGUGGGCGCCAAGAUCAAGCGGAACGCUCCCGGCGAGGUGGAGGAGCUGCGCUGCUGCGCGCGAAGCGAUCCCUAGGCAGGAGGUGGGCAAGAACGAACAAACCGGUGAACCGAAUGCGGCCGACGACAUACCGCUGCGAUGCACUGAAUGGGGUGUGGCAAUUUGUGUUGUUUGUUUGAUGCCUUUAAUACCAAAUGCCAUCUGUUUUAAUUUCGGCUGAAGUAAUUAGAGUUUUCAUAAGCAUUUCGGCAGAAGUAAAUUAGGCUUUUUUGCACGACGGUGGGCGGGGGCUGCAUGCCGCUGUUUGACCUAUCUCACCCGCAGCCAUCUCAGUGGCCUUGUGUAGUGACGCUUGGUCUAGCACGGUGUCGGACAUCUCAUUACAAAUCAUUAAACAUCUGACACAGUUGGCGCGGGUGUCACUAUUUCUUUAAGUCUGUUGUUGCCUUUAGCCCGCGCCUGAUCGGGAGGAAGUUGACACGUCUCCAAGGUUUGUCGAGCACAGGUCAACAAUCAAUGCUUGCAGCGUCACGAAGUUUUCAGUGCUUGUUUAUCUACCCAUUUGGCACCCAUCACGCAAAUUGGAAGCUUUAAUCUAUCACGAUCAGUAACCUAGGUGAGGUGAAAGAAGUCAACCUUUAAAAAAUUGACCACACAUAACAUUGUUAUGGGUCGUUUGCCUUCGUUCCCACUUGGUAUAGUAAUAGAACAUGAUACUACCUACAGCUAGCGUCUUUCAGAUCUUUCGUAAAAGGUGAGGUCAUUGACCUGAAGUCAUUGUCUGACCUUGCUGUCUGGCAAGGCUCGCUAUUUUUCAUAAAUAACGCAAGCUUGUACGCUUUGUUGUGUAGCUUUGGUAUUGUACGCGAAGAAAAGAAUACUAAAUUACAUACGCAGCCAUCAUAUGACCACUGAGCACAUAACCUUAGCCCAGCCCAUGAACUACCUCUAUGGGUGCCUUCCUGCAAAACACAUGCUGAGCUCAAAAUAAGCAGUUUUUAGGAAUUUUGGCCGCAGAAUUAGAAUAUUCCACUGCAAACAUGUUGAAACGAAAUAAUAAUACAUUUUGCGGUCACAAUAAGUCAUGCAAGAUCAUAUGAGGUCAUCCAAGGUCAAUGAUCUAUGUUGCCAGAAGCGGAAAGGAUAGAUGAACGAGUGCGACACAUGUAACCACCCCCGUAUCUUAUUUGUGAAACCGUUGACGCCUAAUUUCAGGUACUAACGUCCCUGUGCUCAUUUUGUUGCAAAUACAUUG
Pollicipes pollicipes is the source of this 2743-nucleotide messenger RNA. Its product is annotated as secreted protein C. Lineage: Eukaryota; Metazoa; Arthropoda; Thecostraca; Pollicipedomorpha; Pollicipedidae. The record is from RefSeq and is a predicted model, not a curated record.